AUGUUUGUGGUGGACACCUCAACCAGUGUCGAGGCAGAAUUUCAUCAACAGUUGCAGCUCGCCGUUGACUUGGUGAAGCGACUACCUGCCGAUGAUUUCGAGCAUCGCAUACGUGUCGGAGUGGUAGUGUUCAAUGCGAAAGCGAGGGUGGCUCUUUCCAUGGGAGAGUCUCGUUCCAGAGAGCUCGAACUAUAUGCUGGUGAUAAAUUGAGGGUCUAUAUCGAUGCCAGAGUCAGGCAAUUCCUUGACGAAACCGAAAAUGGAGUGACCCAUUGCGGUCGUUCUUCUGAGCCGGCGUCUCCAGUUGUUCUACAAGCUCCAAAGUCCUGUUCUUCACUUGUGGACGUGCUGAUUUUGCUAGACAUUUCAACACCUCCAGCUAGCUUUUAUCAAGAAAAACAACUGGCCAUCGAUUUACUCAAAGCCCUGCCAGCGAGCGUUUUUGAGAGACGUCUGGCAGUCUCCAUCAUAACAUUUGCGGCGAAUUCAAGCAUAAUUCUACCGCUUGGCGUCAUGCCAAAGGACGAGAUUGUCUUCGAAUUGGAACGUGUGGCGAACGGAACCGGUCCAGCCAGUCUCACCAGGGCCACCGCCUCGACGAUCGCGGAAAUAAAAUCUCAGCGCAGAAAGAGCUCUCGUGUUGUCGUAAUCAUCGUGUCGAAUGGAAACGGUGGCGAAGAAAAAUGGAGAAAUGUUCAGGUGUUUGAGCACCAACGUGAGUUGGCGCUGUCGUUGAUUGAACGACUGCCGAUCUCUGCUGAUGGUACUAAUGUUGCUGUGGGAAUCGCAAUUCGUUCUACCAUUGAAUCGAUUGAGUAUCGCGGUGGCUCCACGCUAACAGCCCAGGCGGUCGAUCUCAGCAUCGACGAUCUACUUCGUGGCCGCCGCCCCGAUGCGAUCCAGGUGGUCGUGUUGAUGAAUGAUGGCUUCUCACAAGACGAAUGGGAUCGUGUACUCUCAAGCAGCGGACGUCUUGCUUCCACGAAAUCUGAGCUAUUUGGAGUAGCACUUGGCAAUGAGGUUUUUAAAUGAUGUAGUCUCGCUGCUGAAAGGUGAAAAGGAUUGUAUCGAAACGAAGGUCCACAGAGAGAGUACUAUUCCACAACAGCAUUCACCCUCGGACGAGUGUGCCAAGCCGGGUUUGGACCUCGUCGUCAUCUUUGAUAACACAGAAAAAAACGUUCGCAAACGUGACUCAUCGAUCAACUCGAAUCGAUAUCUCCUGCUGGAUGUGCUCGGCUCGCUGAAAUCCGGUGCUCGUGUUCGUGUUUCGGUAGUCUCUUUUGGUGAUACGCCAAAGAUUACACUGGACUUCACAGACAUUUCCGAAAGGGAUAGAAUUUUUGCUGAGAUCGAAUCUAUUAGAGCAGUCCGUACACAACCGUCAUACGCCGAAGCGAUAUCUCUAGCGCUUGCAAAAAUACAAAACAAGGACCGUGCUGAUGCCCAAACAGCUUUGGUGAUUCUUGGAAAUGGUAAUAGCAAAGAUACAGACUCUGUGAGAGAUACUGCAUCUUCACGGAUUCGUCAGACGCCAAGUGUGACCUGUUUUGCCGUCGACUCAUCGCCGUCGACAAACGUCUCCACUCUGGAGCAGUUCACCGGUUCACCGGAUCGUGUCUAUCCUUAUGAAAGAACCGCCGAAUUCGCAAAAGUGAUUAAACGGCUGGUUAACUCAGUGGAGAAUGCAAAAUGCAAGCCAGGAGGACUUCGUGGACGUGUUCAUGCUGCAGCUGGAGUAGAGGUCCGUGAAGCUGUAUACAGCACACCGGAACCGUCAAAGUCAAAGGCCGCUGUUCAACGAGACGCACUCGUAGAGUCUUUGAAUGUGGACAAGAUCAAUGAAGGAAAGCUUGUACUCCGAAAGAAGGUUGUGACAAGUACAGCUGUCACAACUACACCGACAGCAACCACAGCGGCCUCUACACCUUCAACUACGACACCAUCUUCGAUUACAACUAGGCGUUCAAUAUCCUCUCGACGCCCUUCGACCCCGGAACCAUCUUCGGCUACUGACGUCCUUACAAAAAUUCAGCGUCGAACCACCACGUCGCAACAGUCGACAACCACUCAGCCUUCAACUACCUCCAGCAAGCGGUUCUUAAGAACUCGUCAACCUACCAGUCUCGUCCCACCAACGGAAGUAACUACACGGACAACAAGAGCUCGCACUACAACCACCACUGCGUCUACAACACCACGAGCUCUUACUUCGCCGUCAUUCCCCCAAUAUUUUCCCAGAAAAACUACGGAUGAGCCAGAAGAACCUUCUACUACCUUCAAGCCGGGCUGUCUACUUGACUUGAUACUCGUCUUGGAUUCAUCCGGCAGCGUGGAAGAGACGUUUCUUCGAGAGAAAGAACUAGCCGCCGGUAUUGUUUCUCGACUCAGAGUCGGACCAAACAAUGCCAGGGUGUCAAUUAUCAAGUUCGCUGGUACACAGCAGGUGAAAACGGUCUGGUCGUUCGCCAAUUUGCAAAGUAGAGGAAAAAUUCUUCGAGUACUGAAUGGGAUACCGUUUACCUCUGGAACAACUGCUAUUCACUCUGCACUGUUGAAGGCCCUCGCUGAAUACACAACCGAUCAUGGUGCUCGUCCAGGUCAUGCACGACCAGUGGCUAUCAUCUUCACCGACGGCUAUGCUCAGAAAUCCACAUCCGAAGAAGCUGCCAUGUUAAGGGCAGUCAUACCGGACACGUACGCAAUCGCCAUCAACCACAGUUACCCAAUUUCUCGCACUGAACUCGAAGUUAUCGUUGGCUCACCGGAACGCGUCUUCACUGACUCUAAUAUCGGCAAAUUCCAUGAUAUACUCGAGACGAUUGCUAGGGAUUGCAUUGUUGAUUAG
This is a messenger RNA of Haemonchus placei, 2848 nucleotides long. The record is from the annotation of a GenBank genome assembly. NCBI's taxonomy places the organism in Eukaryota, Metazoa, Nematoda, Chromadorea, Rhabditida, Trichostrongylidae.